Neopelma chrysocephalum (saffron-crested tyrant-manakin) is the source of this 1953-nucleotide messenger RNA. Its product is annotated as somatostatin-2-like. Lineage: Eukaryota; Metazoa; Chordata; Aves; Passeriformes; Pipridae. The transcript is spliced from 2 exons. Gene Ontology annotation, molecular function: hormone activity. Gene Ontology annotation, biological process: regulation of cell migration. Gene Ontology annotation, cellular component: extracellular region. The record is from RefSeq and is a predicted model, not a curated record. Bases 1519 to 1836 code for a protein of 105 amino acids.
UCUGGAAGUGGUGCGUGGCAGCCACCUCUCACUUGGGGAGGGUGAGAAACAAGGAGGUUACAAAGUUUUCCAAGAAAAUUCGUUUCCAGAAAUUGCUAGAUUGUUACUUUUUCCCCCCACAAGGCUCUGUGACUCAGAAAAGGGUUUUUCUGUCUUUCAAUGAGGGAAUCAGCAUUUCUUUUACAGUGUGCAUGGAAGUGGUGGCAUCUUUUCCCUCAAGAGCUGCUGUAGCUGGCAUUAGGAGCUGGAUUAUUUGCAGGCAAAGUUCCAUCAUGCUGUUUCCAGGCUCUGUAAUGCUGGUAAGAGCAAGAAAUGGGGAACAGGUUUUUCUGCCUUCUGUUCUUAGUUCUGCCACAGCAUCCCCGGGCCAAGUCACCUCCCUGUGGGUUUUUUUUAAUGUGCUAAAUUAGGAUAACAAUUUAUCUUUUGAUUGUCAUUUGUUGUUAGGGUCAGGGGAAGAGUUGCCCUGAGGCAAGUGCUCCUGGAGAAAGGGCUGGUGGUGAGCUGGGAUCUCAGCUCUGCAUCUCACGGGCAUGUGGCAGUGACAGGGACAAUGCAGAUAGCAGUGCUACAGCACUUUCUGCUGGCCCAGAGACCAGUCCCACUGCUGGGACAGCUUUUGGGGCAAGGAAGAGGUAUUGUUAACUGCCGACCAGGAGUGGAGGAACACACUCCAAGCAGCCUGUGGUCAGUGCCAGCAGAGCAUGAGCCUUUUUAAGCCUCUCAGGGCAAAGCAGCUCCAGCUCUGACCAGCCUUCCAGUACUUGGUUUUUAACAGAUUUAAACCCAGUAUCUCCACUGUGUUGACCUGCACUCCUGGGAUAGGUUCAAGAGGGAUUGAAGCAACACUAGGAACAAGACUCCAUAACCCCCAGCAGGCUUCCAGGUGGUCUGAUGUGCAUUUUCCAGACAGAGGAUAUAACUGCACAGCUGCAGCUCUGUCCCCAUGUUACCCUACAGAGAAAGCCAGGCGUGUUGGCAUCCACAGUGAGAUGCACUGCUGGAUGCAGAGACCCAGAUCCAAACACCCUGAAAGCCUGGAGCUGUUUGGACACACCAGCUGAGGGUCCAAGACCAUAUCUAAGUACUGGUGGCCAGAAGUUUUACCUCUUCCCUCUGAACCAUCCAGGUUUGUGCAAGCUGGUGGCCUCUUCUACCCAACGUUAUUUCCCAAACAGAAUCCAGCUAACCAGGAGAGGCACAGAGAGUGCCUACAAUUUCUUGGAGUGAAGAAACAGCAUGUUACUGGAGUGUCCCAAGCCUUUGCUUCCUCAGUCUCUGCAGGUCUGGCACAUGGAGAGCCCAGAGGCACUGAAGUAUCCCACUCAAGCAGCCAAGUGUUAACAACCUCUCCAAAGUCUAAUUUGCCUUUGAUAUAGACUUAAUUGUUUGCGUCACCCACUGGGCUGGGGGAGGGCUAUAAAAGGGGCUGCAGCCAUUGUCUGAGGCAGAAGAGAGCCCAGGAGCAGCUCCCUCUCCCAGUCUUCCUCGUUCAGCACCAGUCCCAGCCCGUGCAUCAUGCAGCUGGUGGCCAGCCUGGUGUCUGUGCUGCUGCUGGUGUGGAGUGUGAGAGCCACGGCACUGCCUGGGGAAGAGAGACUGGCCAUGCAGAGCACCAGGGAACAGAGCACAGUGCGGAAGGACGCCAUCCUGAAGAUGCUGGCAGGCCUGCUGGACGGCGUGGAUGUGGGGCAUGAGGUGGCCGCCCCGGACCUGGAGGAGGAGGGCAAGCUGGAGGAGGAGCGGGCGAUGCUGGGCCGGCUCGCCCAGCUCUCACAGCGGGAGCGCAAGGCGCCCUGCAAGAACUUCUUCUGGAAAACCUUCACCUCCUGCUAGUGCUGCCCAGCCUGGCCCUGCCAGUCUGCAAACACCCUCCCCACUCCUUGUCUUCCUUGUCCUCCCCAGUCCCCUUGCUGUGCCCUCCACCCCUCAGAAUAAAGCAUGGCGCCUCGG